AUGCAUGCAACCAAGAAGUUGCCAGAGGAAUUGCAGGCACUUAUCAGGGCUCGACUUACAGAGAAUGGCAUACAGAAUGACACCGCAUCGACCAACAUUGGACGGGUCGCCGGGCACUUGGAGAGUUUGCGUCUCAGUCAUUGGGGACUCACACCAGACAAGUUCAUGGAUAUCUUUGGCCCUGCGAUGAUUGUGAACAGGCGCUUUGUGUCAGCACUCCUCAAAUUAUCCCAGACUUUCCCAGAUCUGUCCUGGGAGCACGCAUUCGCUAAGCUGUCGGUGUACAAAAGCUCAGAGCUUCCCUGGAGUGAGCGCGUCAUUAAUCAUGCCUGGGAUGCUCUUGCGCUAUCAUCAGAGCUUGCGCCCGAGACAAAGAGCCCUCUGAGUCACGGAGGACGAAAAAGGAACGCUUCGUUCCUAGCAAUGUCGCCCUCCAAGCGACAGGCAACUGCCAUUGUCCGCAGGUCUCCUCGUCGUCGGCGCGCAGACAUCCAUUGCCAAUUGUUGUCACAUGAGGAACUUGGACAUGUUGCAACCUCCAUAGAGGACACGACUAACGAAGUUAACGGCUACACUGAUGGUUCAAAUGCUGUUCAGCUAGGGGCAUUAGAUGAUGCGCUGCUGAGUGAAGCUCCAAAUAUUCUCGACACUGGUGGACGCGAGCCCCAGGAUGUGAACCACAAAUGCAGACAAUCUGCAACUGAUUUUGAGCUAUCAGUCGACGAGGAUUUACCUUCUGCAGAUGCCAGCUUCGUGAGUGUGGAGGUUGGCCGAAUUGCACCGAUGCCUCACGAUACAGAAUGUCCUAACCAUGAUUGGGACACGCCUGUCGUCGAGGUAUCAACUUACGCGUUGAGCGACGUAUUAUCCGACAGGACGCCUAUACCGAUUGAAAAUCCGUUACUUAUGCCUGCUUCGUCUCAGGCACAUCCUCCAGCCAAAUUGCCAACGCCAGGUAAUAGUAAAGAUGCCCAGAUGUUCCAACUUGACGUUGACCAUGGCAGCGACCUACUAGACGUCCAGCGCAUGCCACAGAAUCUCCAAAUGCAACAGCAAGGCAAUUCCUCUGUCGCAUUAUCCAGCCAUCGCAGGUUCGAUAGCGAUACGAUGAACAUGCUUCAGCAUCUUGAGCAAGGCCGAUGUCUGAACCAUAGCACAGUUAUGGGUCUACUCCAUGCAUUAUUACCACAGGCUCGAUGCACACUCCAUGAUCCGGGCUCAAUUCCCGCACAUCUUAUGCAGGGUAAGGAAGAUAAAGUCGUGAAGCAACUGAAGCGCUGGAGUCCUCGGCCGUUGUUGCGCGAUCCAGAAGACAGCCCAAAGACCAUCCUGGUACCUCUCCUCGUACCAUCACCAUCAGACAAUGUUGUAGGUCACUGGAUUCUCUACGCCAUCUCUCCACCUCAGGCGACAAUUAUGGUUUACGACAGCUUGUACAAGAAGCAUAGACUAGAGAGAAAAUUGCUUUGUGCGGGUCAGAUGAUUGCGACGGCGGCCGGGAUCGAUCAUGCAAGAAUCCUCCUUGAGCACGAUCAGCCGCAGCAGAAGAACAACGCAGACUGUGGUAUUUUUACCAUCAUGUUCGCCCUGCUUCUUGCUGUAGGAAAGCAUCCGAAAGAUCUCCCAUUUGAUCCCCUGACAUGCCGGAUGGUUUUCCGUAUGCACCUGGAGCGUCAUUCACAGCCAGACCCUGAUCAAUCAAACAAUGCAUCUCUUCCUGAUGGCAGGCAUGUAUAUUCAAUGAAGAUGUGGCGUGAUCUAUACGAAGCUUGUGGUGAGGCAGGAGCAAGCCCGGCGGAAGAAACCGAUGAAGAGCGCCUCAAGAGUCUACUUCGCGUACAAAGACAACCCAAACCCAAUAAUGGACACCUUGAGCAGAUGAAAUCGCUGAUCGAACUCAUCACGAAAGAAGCAGACGAGGCUGUAUUGAUCAGGCACCAACGACACCAUGAGCACGCUGCGUUGAGGACAAAGCUCGAAGUAUUCAUCAACACCACGCUUGGAGCCGAAGGAUCCAUGGAAUGGAGCACAAUCUACAAUGACCAACUCCAGCAAAUGAGGAUGAGUGCGAAAGCAGCACUUGCAAAACGUGAUGAGCGUGAACUUCAGAGAUUGUUGCGGAGGGCAAAGACCAUCGUUCUUAAUAUUGCGCAUCUCAGAAAUGACAUUGUACAAGCCAAGGAGUUGAUGAGUCGGCUGGCGGGAGAACUUGGCAUGACCAUUAUGCGUUUGAAGAGCCAAAUCCAGCAAGCGGCAGAGCAAGACGAGCAGCAGGCAGUUCAACUGGAACGACAGGCCAUCGAAUGCAAGCAAAAGGCCGCAGACCGCCGAAGACUUCUAGACGAACUUGGAUUAACUGUGCAAUAA
Plenodomus lingam JN3 is the source of this 2367-nucleotide messenger RNA. RefSeq lists its product as uncharacterized. Gene Ontology annotation, molecular function: deSUMOylase activity. The record is from RefSeq and is a predicted model, not a curated record. Lineage: Eukaryota; Fungi; Ascomycota; Dothideomycetes; Pleosporales; Leptosphaeriaceae. Gene Ontology annotation, biological process: proteolysis; protein desumoylation. Gene Ontology annotation, cellular component: nucleus.